Messenger RNA from Leptomonas pyrrhocoris, 1337 nucleotides. Its product is annotated as putative mitochondrial methionine biosynthetic protein. The transcript has a single exon. Gene Ontology annotation, molecular function: tRNA methyltransferase activity. Gene Ontology annotation, cellular component: cytoplasm. Gene Ontology annotation, biological process: tRNA methylation. NCBI's taxonomy places the organism in Eukaryota, Euglenozoa, Kinetoplastea, Trypanosomatida, Trypanosomatidae. The record is from RefSeq and is a predicted model, not a curated record. Bases 99 to 1337 code for a protein of 412 amino acids.
AGAAAAGGAGUGGUUCGCUGGCGACGGUUUCAGAGAGAGAAACUCCUCCUUAAAGAAACAAAGAAGACACCCGUUCUAGUCACCAUUUGCCAGGGUGGAUGAAAACGACGAACACCGCUGCCCAGAUGAUCGCCCAGCCAUCGCGCUCCCUUCUCACUGCAGCCGUCCUCGCCGUCCUCCUCUACCUUCUCGUGCGGCACUUCUUCCACGCCCCAGACGACGCCAGAAAGCCCAGGCAAAUCAAAAAAGGCGGCCAAAAUGUGAGCGACAGCAGCGCGGAUAAGCUAAACCAUCGAAAACCCUAUAAAGGCACCGCCCCACAGAAAAUCGAUGUCUUCACACAACAGGUGUGCGCUGCGUUUCCUGACGUGUCAGCUGAAGCUGCGCGGCGCCUUUUUCCUCGCAAGUUCGAAGUGCACGGACACGUCGUUGUUGUGCGUCUCAACGAGGGCACGACAGAGGCGGAGCUGCAGCCGCUGGCUUCGUAUUUCGCCGCCGCCUUUUUUCCUGUGCUGGUGGACGUCGUCCUGUUGGAUGUGGAGGGCAUUGUGGGCGAGCUGCGCCAGCCGUCGCUGCACAUUCUUUACCAGUCCGCGACGGCGCUGACAGACUACGCCGCCUCGCUGCGUCGCACCCUGCGGCGCCGCUGGGGCGAUGCCCGCAAAGUCGCGCUGCCGGUCCGCAGUGUGUCUGCGACGGAGCUGGAGACCAUCCUCACCAAGUGGACCACCUCCCCCACCUACACCACGCACGUUGAGAACGGAGUGCUGUUCAGCCUCGACGUGUCGCGGGUGAUGUUCAGCAGCGGCAACACCACAGAGCGAAUGCACUUUGCCACCGUGGACGCGGCGGGCGAGACAGUCGUCGAUAUGUUCUGCGGCAUCGGCUACUUUACGUUGCCCCUCGCAAUGAACGGCAAGGUGAGGGCGAUUUACGCCCUAGAGAAGAAUCCAGAUAGUGUAGAUUUUAUUAAAGUCAAUGCGGUGUUGAAUAGGGUGGAUCACGUGCUUUACCCGAUUUGCGGCGAUAAUCGUGUGGUGGGCGAUGAGGCGGUGGGCAAGUGCGAUCGGGUACUGAUGGGCUACAUUCCCACCUGUAAGUCAUUUCUGCCACGCGCGCUGUCGUUCUUGAAGCGGAACGAGGCUGGCCGAAGCGUGGGCGCGAUUCACUACCACUUUCUCGCCGAUAAGCCGCAAGCCGCGCAGGAGGCGAUGCGGGACGUGCGAGAGGAGCUGGGGGCGGAGGUGGCGGCCGCCGUCAGCCUUGCUGAUCUGCGCUGCGUCAAGUCGUACGCGCCGAAGCGCUUCCACUAUGUGGCGGAUCUCGUGUUCAGUUAA